Messenger RNA from Thermothielavioides terrestris NRRL 8126, 985 nucleotides. RefSeq lists its product as uncharacterized. The transcript has 2 exons. The record is from RefSeq and is a predicted model, not a curated record. Bases 230 to 760 code for a protein of 176 amino acids. NCBI's taxonomy places the organism in Eukaryota, Fungi, Ascomycota, Sordariomycetes, Sordariales, Chaetomiaceae.
CCCCGUGCAUCCCACGAGUGCCCGAGCAUAUAAGUCGCCCUCGCCUUCAUCCCAGAUCUCCCGAGGCGUGCACACCCAACGACGUCCAUCUAAUACAUCAUCGUCAACAUCAUCGCCCUCAAUACGAGAUCGCCUUCGGAAACCCACCCGGAUCCACAGCGACCCUUGAACCAGGCACCCGGGAGCAUACAUACGUCAUCGACCGCGCGAACGCGCUCCGACAAAAACCAUGUUCGGCUCAUACAGUUCACUAAGCUCGUCAGGCAGCUCCUACAACUCGGUCACAUCCCACAGCGUCUUCAGCAGCAUGUCCUCACCGCUGGAUAUCGCGCCGCGCUCGUCUUCGCGGCGGGGGCCAGACCAUGAGUGCGCCUAUCCCUCCUGGCCGCGGCGGUCUUCGCUCGGCGAGCACGACGCGUCGGAAGAGCGGGCGACGUCAUACAUCACAGACGAGGAGCUCUUCCUCGGCGAGAGUGAGGACGACGCGUGCAGCGUGUCGAGCCAAGGCAGCUCGUCUACGGUGCACUCGCCUCAGCCACCAGCCCUGACCGAGGCGGAAUUCCUGCAGUUGCAACGGGAGCAGCUGGCCUACGAGCGCGAGGUGCGGAGACUCUUGCUGGCCGAGAAGGAGCUGCGCCGGCGGCAGGCCGAACAGGACCACCGCCGGCGCCAAGCGGCAAUCAAGCGGCGCGCGGCGUCGGCAUCCAAGAAGGGCAAGAGCAAACUCUCGGCCAUGACCACCAUCGUCGAGGCCGAGUGAGUACCGGGCAGCGCUCCGCGGUUAUGGGCGUGGCGGAAUUCAGUCGCAUUCCGUCCCAGAUCGACUUGCAUCUUUGACUCUGAGUCACUGAGACGGUCACCAUCAGCCUUAUUUUUUUUCAACUGCCGGAACUGACCGGCCUUCGCCUGCCCGAUGCACUCCGAGUCGACGGUAUCGACUCAAACUAUCCACCCCAACUUUUGGCAUCCCACGUCUCGACCCCUU